This is a messenger RNA of Corvus hawaiiensis (hawaiian crow), 1238 nucleotides long. It is a transcript of the gene RIDA, whose product is annotated as reactive intermediate imine deaminase A homolog. Gene Ontology annotation, molecular function: deaminase activity. The transcript has 6 exons. The coding region runs from base 93 to 503 and encodes 136 amino acids. The record is from RefSeq and is a predicted model, not a curated record. Gene Ontology annotation, cellular component: cytosol. Lineage: Eukaryota; Metazoa; Chordata; Aves; Passeriformes; Corvidae.
UGCGCUGGCCGGACGCUGAGGGAAGGGAGUGGAGGAGGGGCAGGUUGGCAGGAGGGUUAGCUGUUACUGCAGCUUCAGCACCGAUUCCAGGUAUGGCCUCGCUCGUGAAGAAAAUAAUCAGCACUACAAAGGCCCCUGCGCUGGGUCCCUACAGCCAAGCUGUGCUGGUGGACCGGACAAUGUACAUCGCAGGGCAGAUAGGGCUGGAACCUUCCACUGGGCAGCUUGUCUCUGGAGGGGCAAAGGAGGAAGCCAAGCAGGCUCUAAAAAACAUGGGAGAAAUCCUGAAAGCUGCAGGCUGUGACUAUGGCAAUGUUGUGAAGACUACGGUUUUGAUGGCAGACAUGAAGGACUACAAUGAUAUUAACGAUGUUUAUAAACAAUUUUUCAAGGCAAACUUCCCAGCCAGAGCAGCCUAUCAAGUUGCUGCUUUGCCCAGAGGGGCCAGAGUUGAGAUUGAAGCUAUUGCCAUUCAGGGACCUCUCCAAGAUGCUUCAGCCUGACUAUAAGUAGAAACUGGAUAUCUUACAAUGACAGUUUUAGAUUUAGUUAAUACUUCUCCCUUAUAUCUGAUUCCUACAGCUGACUAACAGCAGUUACAUACAGUUGAAAUCAGUAAACUUACUGAGGAAAGGUGCUUUCUUCAGGACUUACAGUGACUACUCUGCUGGCAAACCCUGAAACGUGCCUGAGUCCUGCUAAAAUCAGCUGAGCCAGAUUGCAGGACAGGGUCUGCCCUUUGUGGUGGUGAGUGGAUAGUCAGGUAUUGAGGUACAUACCUGGGUGAACAUAUUAGAGUUAUACUAUGGGUGAUCUGGACAUGGAAAACUAUACUGAUUUGUAAUAUUUGUAACAAUUUUAAAUCAGAAAAAAUGACAGAAAUGAGAAAACAGAACACUCGAAUUGCUUAGCAUACAUCACUUCUGAGGAAUUUUUCUGUAUUUGUUUCUGAAUUUUCUUAUUCUCUUUCUUCACAUAAUAGAUUACUCUUGGGACUUAGGUUUUUUCAUAUGUAAGCAAUUACUUAAGAAAGUUAAUGUUCAUUUCAGAAAGAAAAUUAUGCUUUUCUGAAGUAAAGUGGUACCUUUAUAAAUCAGAUGAAAAUUAAUAUCUACCUGUAACCUUUUUCAUAAUCUUUUUCAUAGCAAUUAAAUUUUGACUAUGUUUUGAUUAAAAAACAAAAAAAAAACCCUUAAAAAAUGUUUAAUGAGAAUAAAAUAUAAUUGCAACUGCAAAAA